AUGAUUUUAAUUUUUUUCAUUUUUUUUCUGACUGGUUCUUUUGUGGCAAGUGAAAGAUUUAAAUUCGAUAAUUAUACUCUUUACAAAAUAUUACCGAAGGAUAGUAGUGACUUUGUGAUAUUGCAAGAAUUGUACGAAAAUGAUAGAAGGUUCGAUUUCUGGGACGAUCCUAUUCCUACUGCUGAAUAUUUGAACGUAGUAGCUGCACCACAUGAUAAAAUAGACCUUGAAAAUAUUUUAAUUCAGAAUAAUGUAGCAUUUAUAACAACUAUUCAGAACAUACAAGAAGCUAUUGACCGACAGACAGUUAAAAAGUAUACACGCAAUAAUGUCCGAAGUAUGCAAUGGGAUGCGUAUUAUGAACUGGAAGAAAUAUACGCCUGGAUAGAUGAUUUAGCAAAAACAUAUCCAGAUAUUGUUACAACUGAAGUCGCUGGUACUUCAUAUGAAGGUCGAGAAAUUAAGGGAUUGAAAAUAUCCCAUGGGCCCGGUAGAAGGAUAGUGUUUAUCGAAAGCGGUAUUCAUGCUAGAGAAUGGAUCACUCCAGCUACAGUAUGCUAUAUCACUAUCCAGUUGCUAACUAGUAACGAUCCAGAGACAAGAGCAGCAGCAAGAGAUUUCGACUGGUAUAUAUUCCCUGUGACGAACCCAGAUGGGUAUGUUUGGACACACACUGAUUUUAGACUGUGGCGAAAAAACAGAAAGCCAGUCGGUACAGAAUUCGGUAUUGAUUUAAAUAGAAACUGGAACAGUAACUGGUUAGUUAAAGGCUCCAGUACUAACCCGUCUUCAAAUAACUACGCUGGCCUUGGACCAUUCUCGGAACCAGAGACCCGCACUCUUUCCACAUACAUAACGGCUAUCGGAAAUAAAAUUGAUAUAUACCUGUCUAUGCAUUCCUCUGGCCAGCUCUUGUUGGUACCUUUUGGUAACACAACUCAGCCUUUGGCAAAUUAUUAUGAUGUGGUGAAUAUUGGAAGGCGUGCGAUGGGAGCUUUAUCCGUGAGAUACGGUACAGAAUAUACAACAGGAAACAUAGCUGAAGCCAUAUACCAUGCAACAGGAAGCAGCGCAGAUUGGGUCAAAGAGUUCCUUGACGUCCCCUUAGUCUACAUAUACGAGCUCCGUGACAGGGGAACUUUCGGUCAUCUCCUGCCUCCUGAUCAGAUCUUGCCCACCAGCGAAGAGACAAUGGACUCUAUAAUCGACCUCAUCCACCAAGCCAAGAGAUUCGGAUACAUGAACAGCGGAAACGGACUAAAAUUAUCAUUUUUAACUCCACUACUGCUUUUCGUUGUUAAAUCUGUUGUGUGA
This is a messenger RNA of Bombyx mandarina (wild silkworm), 1314 nucleotides long. Its product is annotated as zinc carboxypeptidase-like. Gene Ontology annotation, molecular function: metallocarboxypeptidase activity; zinc ion binding. The record is from RefSeq and is a predicted model, not a curated record. Lineage: Eukaryota; Metazoa; Arthropoda; Insecta; Lepidoptera; Bombycidae. Gene Ontology annotation, biological process: proteolysis.